Molecule: messenger RNA, 999 nt
Organism: Pochonia chlamydosporia 170
Lineage: Eukaryota; Fungi; Ascomycota; Sordariomycetes; Hypocreales; Clavicipitaceae
Product: reticulon-4-interacting protein
Exons: 1
Coding region: 1-999 (332 amino acids)
Cellular component (GO): mitochondrion
Molecular function (GO): oxidoreductase activity
Source: RefSeq, a predicted model, not a curated record
AUGCGCGCCGUCCAUCAACCAGACAAGCACUCGCCAGACCUCAAGCUUGUUGAAACCCCAGUUCCCAAACUGUCUCAGCCUUCCGAAGUCCUCAUCAAGGUGGCCGCCACUGCACCUUGCUACAGCGAGCUUACCUGGGUUGGCCAGAAUCCCGAAUUUUUCCCUCCUGACAAGGAGCCCGUACCCGGCCAGGAUGUUUCCGGCACGGUUGUGCAAGCAGAUGCAAACUCUGCCUUCAAACCUGGCGAUGAAGUCUUCUGCCGCAUCGAUGCAACGCGACCAGGCGGCUUGCGCGAAUACACUGUGGCACUGGAGUCUGAGCUCGCUAUCAAGCCAAAAUCCUUGGAUUGGAUUUCCGCGACGGCAACGCCCCUCAGCGCACUCACGGCUUGGCAAGCCCUGUUUGUGAAUGGAAGUUUGGAAUCGAGUGCCCUCUUUGACGAUGCCGAAGCCCGGGAAAGAAACUCCAAGCGCAAAGUACUGAUCACAGCAGCUGGUGGCAGCGUCGGCGGCUUUGCUAUCCAACUUGCUGCUGCGGCUGGUGCCGGCGCUGUUGUUGGUGUUUGCAGCGGCGACAAGGCGGAGCAAGUUUACGGUCUCGGUGCCUCGGCUGUGGUCGAUUACAAGAAGCAGAGCAUUGAUUCUUGGGUGACGGAAAGUGCAGCAGACAGAGAAUUUGAUCUCAUCGUGGAUUGCGUUGGUGGCGAUGCGAUGCGUGCCUUUUUCACGGCUGUCAAGGAUGGCGGCGAGAUCAUCAGUGUCAGCGAUUUCCCCGACAGAAUGCGCCCAGAAGGAAACAACAAGAAGCUGAAGAAGAGCGAGUUCUUCAUCGUCAAAUCCCUGGGCAGCCAACUAUCGGAGAUUGGGCGAUUGAUUGAGCAGGGGCGCAUCAAGGCUCUCGUUGACAGUGUAUAUGACUUUGACGACUUUGAAGCAGCCUUUACCAAGCUCGACCAACGAACUGCCAAAGGAAAGAUUGUUAUCAAGGUUAACGUCUAG